This is a messenger RNA of Poeciliopsis prolifica (blackstripe livebearer), 1473 nucleotides long. Its product is annotated as keratinocyte-associated protein 3. Bases 118 to 780 code for a protein of 220 amino acids. The record is from RefSeq and is a predicted model, not a curated record. NCBI's taxonomy places the organism in Eukaryota, Metazoa, Chordata, Actinopteri, Cyprinodontiformes, Poeciliidae. The transcript has 6 exons.
AAGUGGACAGAGGGACGUCCGUGUGGGACGGAGCGGUUAAAGAAGCUUUUAUUUGAGCCUUUUCUGUGGACAAGCGAAACAAUAAAGAGCAGAAAGACUUGAGCCUGCGGCAGAGAAAUGUGCAGCUUUGAUAAGGACAAAGGGCCAGGGCGGCUGAUGAAAAAGGGGCUCGUUCUCAUCCUGGUCGGUCAUAUUAACUUCAUCCUGGGAGCCAUCGUCCAUGGCAGCGUCCUGCGCCACAUUUCCAAACCCAGUCAGCACAUUAGUACGCAAUACACUGUCGCCAACAUCAUUUCUGUCACCUCUGGCCUGCUGAGCAUUGCCUCUGGGAUUAUUGCCAUUGUGGUUUCAAGAAACCUUCAUAAGUUUAAGCUGAUAAUAGGGCUUCUGAUGGCGUCCUUCCUGAACGCCCUGCUGUCAGCUGCCUGCAGCGCUGGGCUUCUGGUAGCCAUUAGCGUCACCGUCGCCUACAACGGGAGCGGUCUGAUGGUGGGAUGCAACGACACGGUGGUGCCCAUCAACGCUCGCUCACCUGUCAGCGCUCAGUGCCCGUUUGAUACAACGCGGAUCUAUGAAACCACCCUGGCCUUGUGGAUCCCCUGUGCUGUGCUGUCUGCAGCGGAGGCCGGCCUGUCGGUGUGGUGCUUCGUGGUUGGACUGGCUCUCAGAGGCAUCGCGCCGUGUGGGAAGAGCUACAUCAAAGAGCAGUUGGAGGAAGAGACUGAAAACUCCCCACAAACUCGUCGCCUUAUGAGAAAACAUUUCAAUACUGAAGCAUGAAGUCUGUAGAAGUCUGUCCAUUUCAACUGGGGAUCUUAAAGAGCCCAUAUGAAGGUUAAUAUGUGCUUAAUAAAUGAUAUAGAUAUAAUGAUAUAGUAUAUGUGUGUGUAAAUGUGACAAUGUCUUAAAUUGGCCUCCUUAAUAUGAAACCAGUGCUUAUGAAGACAGUUUUUUAGUUUGAUUUUUAUUUGUUUGUAAAAGUAAUCAUUCAGCAGUUUGUUUACUUUUUUUAACCACUCCAUAACAUCUAACAUGCCUUAAAAAUUAUAAGAUCAUGAGGUUCUUUUCUACAUUCAGCUUUGAUUUCUAUUCAAUUUAAUUCCAUAAAAUAGUAAACUGCAUUUUUUUAUUUUUAUUUUUUUUACUAUUGACAUUAAACAGGAAGGUAAAUGAAACAAGCAGCAUUUUGGGGUGCGGCUGCUCUAAUAUUGCACAUAUUUUAAUUAAAAACAAAACUGAUAAUUACCAGUUUUUUAUAUACAUCUUACUGUAAUUGCAUUGUUUUAAAAAUUGUAUUCAGGGUAUGUUGGACAUUUUUAACUCCAUUUGUCUCAUUUUCUACAUCGUUUGCCAUUAUCCAUCCACUUGGAUGGAUAAUGGUUAAAAAAAUGAUUAAAGAGAAACAUUCAAAUAUGCUGGUAAAGAAAUGUAUUCUGAACAACAUACAUUAAAAAACACAGUUAAAUCUGAAAA